This is a messenger RNA of Danaus chrysippus (African queen), 3897 nucleotides long. NCBI's taxonomy places the organism in Eukaryota, Metazoa, Arthropoda, Insecta, Lepidoptera, Nymphalidae. The record is from the annotation of a GenBank genome assembly.
AUGAAGCACAGAAGCAACAUGGAAACCAGUACAGUGAUAAUACUCUUCGCGAUUUUGUCGCAAACGACAGCGCUGCUAACAUCACCACCAAGGAUUGUGAAGCAGCCCACAGUAGAAGAACUGCUGUUCCAAGUGGCACAGCCGGGGGAGGUGGACAAGCCGUUCAUCAUCGAAUGUGAAGCAGAGGGAGAACCUGCACCCAAGUACAGAUGGAUCAAGAACGGCAAGCCGUUCGAGUAUACGAGCUACGAUAACAGAAUAUCCCAGCAGCCUGGACGAGGCACGCUGGUGGUCAGUCAGCCGAGGAAUGAGGACUUGGGACAGUACCAGUGCUUCGCCUACAACGAGUGGGGCACGGCCACAUCAAACUCGGUGUUCGUGAGGAAGGCGGAGUUGAACUCCUUCAAGGAGACAGAUGGACCUCAGAAAACCAUCACGGCCCAGGAAGGCCUACCUUUCAAACUAACCUGCGAACCACCGGACGGCCAUCCCAGCCCCAACGUAUACUGGAUGUUACAAGGAGAACAAGGCCAGCUGAAGACCAUCAACAACUCCCGAAUGACCUUAGACCCCGAGGGCAACCUCUGGUUCUCAAACGUGACGAGGUUCGACGCGAGUGUGGACUACGCAUACACGUGCGCCGCUAAAUCAGUGUUCAGGAACGAGUACAAGCUCGGUAAUAAAGUGUACUUGCAAGUUCAGCAGACUGGAAUCUCACCGACGUCGAACAAACACCAGCCCGUGCUGCAGUACGCGACCAGGAGGGUCGAGAAGGCUUGGAGAGGGAAGAAGGUGGAGCUGUACUGUAUAUACGGCGGGACGCCGCUACCUCAAGUGGUGUGGAAGAAAGAGGGUCGAACGAUAAUAUCCUCUCAGCGGAUAACUCAAGACAACUACGGCAAGACGCUGGUCAUCAAACGUGCGGGCUACGAAGACCAGGGGACGUAUACCUGCGAAGUCAGCAAUGGAGUGGGAACAGCAGAGACUUACUCCAUACAACUCAACGUUGAAGCGGCUCCAUUCUUCAUCGAGGAGCCCCAGUUCCAGAACCUGGCAGAAGGCGAGACAGCGGUCAUCCAGUGUAAGGCAGGCGGUACUCCCGAGCCGACUAUCUCAUGGGUUCACAACGGAAAGCCCAUAGAACAAGCGGAGAAUAACCCUCGCAGACAAGUGACAGCAAACAGCAUCACUAUCACUGACUUGGUGAAGAAAGACACCGGCAACUACGGCUGUAACGCGACCAACUCAAACGGAUACGUGUACAAAGACGUGUUCAUUAACGUGCAGUCCAUUCCUCCCGAGAUCAAAGAGGGUCCGGAUAACUUGACGGUGGUUGCGGGCUCCACGGCAGCUUUAAGAUGUAGAGUGUUCGGAGCACCACGACCCAUCGUACGGUGGAUGAGGGACGACAUCGACGUCACUGGCGGGAAAUACAACAUAACGAAGGAGGGUGACCUGGUGAUAGCGGAUGUCUCCUUCACUGACGUCGGCACCUACCAGUGUUACGCCAAGAACAAGUUCGGAGAGAAGUCCGCCUUCGGGUCGCUCACUGUUAAGAAACGCACUGUGAUAACCGACAAGCCCGAGCCGUACGAAGUAGCGGCGGGGUCAUCGGCCACGUUCAGAUGUAACGCGAACGCGGACGACUCCCUCAAGCUGGACAUCAUCUGGCUGAACGACGGCCAGCCGAUAGACCUGGACAACCAGCCGCGCUUCAGGAUCACCAACGACUACUCGCUGCUCAUCUCGGACACCAGCGAGCUGGACUCGGGCGAGUACACCUGCAUCGCGAGGACCGACAUCGACGAGGCGCGCGCGCAGGCCACGCUCACUGUACAGGAUAAGCCGAACCCCCCCGCCCUAGAGGGCAUCGAGUGUCACGAGCGCACGGCGACGCUCCGCUGGCACUCGAUGGGUGACAACCGCGCGCCCAUACUGCGGUACUCGAUCCAGUACAACACGAGCUUCACGCCGCACGCCUGGGACCUCGCCUCCGACAACGUGCCCGCCAUCGACACCUCCUGGACCGUGCAGCUCAGCCCCUGGGCCAACUACACCUUCAGGGUGACAGCGUCCAAUAAGAUCGGCGCCUCGGCUCCGUCGUCUCACUCGGACGUGUGCACCACACAACCUGACGUGCCCUACAAGAACCCGGACAACGUGGAGGGCAAGGGGACCGACCCCACCAACAUGGUCAUCAGCUGGUCGAAAAUGCCUCAAAUCGAACACAACGGUCCUGGAUUUUACUAUCUAGUGUCGUGGAGAAGAAACAUCUCAGGGGCGGCGUGGAGCGAGGAACAAGUGCGAGACUGGACCACGACCGAGUACGUCAUACCGAACACACCCACCUUCAAACCUUACAAGAUUAAGGUCAUUGCUGUCAACUCGAAGGGAACAUCAAACGUUGCUCCGGUGGAGGUGAUAGGUUGGUCAGGCGAGGACACUCCUCUCCAGGCUCCCUCAAACUUCACUUUGGUACAAGUGACCACCGGCACCACGGCCCUGCUGUCCUGGAACCCGGUCCCGGCCGAGUCCGUGAGGGGACACUUCAAGGGUUACAAGAUACAGACCUGGAUCGACGGCGAGGAGGACCGGCCCAAGGAGAUACUCAUCAAGGCAGACGCCUCCAGCACACUGGUCACCAAGUUCAAACCCUUCAAGAAGAACAACGCACGCAUACUCGUCUACAACGGGAGGUUCAACGGACCGCCCAGCGAGACACUCAGCUUUAACACACCGGAAGGCAAGCCCGGCACCGUGCGGUCAUUCGAGGCGUACCCCAUAGGAUCUUCAGCCAUGCUUCUGAAAUGGGACAAACCCAUAGACGAGAACGGCAUCCUGACCGGCUACAAGAUAUACUACCAGAAGGUGACCGGCACCGCGCUCGGCCCGCUGCAGGAGAGGAAGAAGGAGAUCGAUCCCAAGUUCGACCGAGCCAAGCUGGCGGGGCUCGAGCCCAACACCAAGUACAGGAUAGAGAUACGAGCGAAGACUAAGGCCGGGGAGGGGGACAAGUACUACGUGGAGCAGACAACCAGGGCCGUGGAGACCGCCGUGCCUGAUGUACCGGUGUUCGAGACCAGCACGCUGCCUGCUAAGGAAGGGACGGCGCACAUACUCGUGAGGUGGAUACCUUCACUGGAGGGACACGCGGGGACGCACUUCAUCGCCUGGUACAGGCUGAGGGGGCGGCCCGACUGGCUGCAAAGCAACGAGGUGACGGACGACGACUACGUCAUACUGACGGGGCUCGAGCCCGGCCAAGAGUACGAGGUGAAGGUGACCGCGCACGACGGAGACUACUACAGCACCAGUGACGUUAAGGUCGUCGACACGACCAUCGACGGGCCGCACGUCCGCCCCCAAGAGGCGACGGCCACAGCGGGCUGGUUCAUCGGCGUGAUGGUGGCGCUGGCCUUCCUGCUGCUGGUGCUGGUGCUGGUGUGUGUGGCGCGCAGGAACAGGGGCGGCAAGUACGACGUGCACGACCGGGAGCUGGCGCACGGCCGGGCGGACUGCCCCGACGCCGCCUUCCACGAGUACACGCACCCAUUGGACAACAAGUCUCGUCAUUCAAUGAGUAGCGGCACCAAGCCCGGGCCUGAAAGUGAUACGGACUCUAUGGCUGAGUACGGCGAGGGAGAGACAGCGGGCAUGAACGAGGACGGGUCCUUCAUCGGUCAGUACGGCCGCAAGCGCCGCCCGCCGCCCGGCCAGACAGACUCGGCCUCGCAGGCCUUCGCCACGCUCGUUCCCGUACCGGCGCCGUCUGCUGGUCCGCGGUUAGGUCGCUUCACGGAGGACGGUUCGUUCAUCGGUCAGUACGUGCCGGGAGCGCGCGUGUUGGCUCCUCCCCCUCCCGCGCCCGCGCCCGCCGCCCCGCCCACUUACGUGUAG